Messenger RNA from Arabis nemorensis, 2073 nucleotides. The record is from the annotation of a GenBank genome assembly. NCBI's taxonomy places the organism in Eukaryota, Viridiplantae, Streptophyta, Magnoliopsida, Brassicales, Brassicaceae.
AUGGACGAACCAAAUUCUUCAUCACCACGAGAUCCGCCGGAGCUGAACUCAGCGCCGGAGCUGAACUCAGCGCCGGAGCUCACCGGAGUACUUGAACAUUUGGUUCGAGGUUCUCGAAGCGUCGCGAUAGAUCGGGCUUUAGGAGAACGAGUCAUCAGUCAGAUUCACGAGCGUGGUUCGUUGAUGCUCGAGUUAUCGCGUCGCUGGGAGGAAUUUGAAAAGGAAAUCGAUUUAAAGGAGUUAGCUUUAAGUAAAAAGAUUCUGGAGCUGGAGAAGAAGGAAGAGCGAUUGAAGUUGGUUGAAGAAAGAGAGAAGAAGAUUGAGUUGCUUGAGGUUUCCAUCACUAAGAGAUUAACUGAGAAACAAGAGGAAUAUGAUCUGAAACAGUUUCUGGUUACAGAUGUGAUGAGAUUGGUUCUUGAGAUGCAGAAUGAAGAUGUGUGUACUCAACUUAAGGGAAAAGAGAAAUUGCUUGGUUUGGUUCAUGAUUCGAUGGUAAAGAAACAUGGAGAGCUUGUACAGGAGCUUCAAGCGAGGAAAAAGGAGAUUCGUUUGCUUUCUAAGUCGAUUGAUGACAAGUCUCGUGAGUUAGAGAUGGCAAUGCAGGAGUUUGAUGUGAAGCAAAAUGCAGAGACUGAGAGAAUGAAGAAAGAAGCUGAGCUAAUGGAAAUAUCACAUAAGCAGCUUGAAGCGAGGGAGAAGGAGCUUAGGUUGCUUAAUGACAUGAUCAAUGAGAAAUUGAAGGAGCUUAGGUUGCUUAAUGAGAUGAUCAAUGAGAAAUCGAAUGAGCUGGAGAAGAAGGAAGAGAGCUUUCAGUUGAAACAAGAAGCAGAAGCAAGAAAGAUUGAAGUGAAGGANAAGGAACUUGAAGAAAAGGAGAAAGAGCUUGAAGUGAAGCAGAGAGAGUUUGAAGAACGAUUAAUACAAGUAGAGACGCAAAAUGCAGAGACUGAGAGAAUGAAGAAGGAAGCUGAGCUAAUGGCAAUAUCUCAUAAGCAGCUUGAAGCUAGAGAGAAGGAGCUUAGGUUGCUUAAUGAGACAAUCAAUGAGAAAUCGAUUGAGCUGGAGAAGAAGGAAGAGAGCUUUCAGUUGAAACAAAAAGCACAAGCAAGAGAGAUUGAAGUGAAGGAAAAGAGACUUGAAGAAAAGGAGAAAGAGCUUGAACUGAAGCAGAUAGAGUUUGAAGAACGAUUAAUACAAGUAGAGACGCGUAAGAGAUCUAGGCGUGAAUUGAGGUCUUCAUUGUUGGGAGAGAAGGGUAGAGAUAACGGUCUUAUUCGCCCGGGGAAAAAGCAUAAACCCAUUAGAGAACAUAAACAUGUUGGAGAGACAAGUUCUGAUUUUGAAUAUGAAGAUACAAGUGAAGCAAUUGUCUGCAUAGAUCCUGAACCAUUUAGCUGUCCGGAGCCAGACUUUAACGAUUUUAGCAACACGAUGAGCUCUUUCGCGGUUGGUCAAGUAUGGGCUCUAUAUGAUCCUAUAGAUGAUAUGCCACGAUACUACGUUCGGAUCAAGAGAGUCUUGAAACAACAGCUGAGUUUGCGAGUGACAUGGCUCGAAUCAAUACAAAACACAGAGAAUGAGAAGCUAAUUCCCAUUGCUUGUGGGAGAUUCAAAUAUGGAAAUGCAGAGACCAAUGGGCACUUGAUGUUUUCUCACCCGAUGCAUCACAUCGUACACGGCAAAAGCAUCACCAUAAACCCGAGAAAAGGCGAGACGUGGGCUCUUUUCAGAGAUUGGAACAAGACUUGGACCAGUCACAGGGAGCAACACAAGCCUCCGUAUAGAUACGACCUUGUGGAAGUCAUAACUGAAUUCGACAGUGAUCAAGGCAUUGGAGUGGCUUAUCUAAAGAGAGUGGAAGGAUUCACAGCAGUGUAUGAACAUGGUGAGCAACAUGGGGUCAUCAAAACGAUGAUAUCAUGCGAUAAAAUGCUAGGUUUUUCUCACAGAGUUCCGUCUUAUAAACUGAUUGGAGAUGAGGAAGAAGGAAUCCCAAAUGGCUGGUUUGAGCUAGACCCUGCUGCUAUUCCUCAAGCUUGUCUUAACGAUUACGCCUUAGUCUUGGUUUGA